AUGACAUUGUCAGUCCUCUCUAUACCGCCGGCAGAGGUGUAUCCUCCAGCAUCCAAAACAAAAGCUAAGGCUUCGGCAACUGCGGUAUUGGUCGAGAAUGUGCCCCGCCCAAUGCAGCAAGAAACAACACUCUACACCGUUGACGACCUGCUGCGAGCAAGAGCCUCGGGAGAGACGGCACAUCAGCCUAUAGUGGCCUACCCGUCGUCAGGAAUCGAUUAUGUCUAUUACACCCCAUACCAGUUGCAUGCCUUGGUCGAAGCCACAGCCAUUCACUAUGCGAAGAAUGUCCCUCCACGUCGCUCAUCCGCCGAUGCCGUGCAGGUUGUAGGGCUGCUGGGUCUGUCGGAUUUUGAAUAUUUGAUCACAUUGUUGGCCAUUUCCCGCCUGGGCCAUACUGUCCUACUCCUCUCGACGCGGAUUACAGAAGAGGCUCAUGUCAGUCUGCUGCAGAACACACGAGCCACGUUUAUCAUCACCUCGUCCAGCUUCGCUGCCGUGGGCAAAAAGGUCGCAGUUCAGACCGGCGUCUCUCAGCUUUCAAUGGCGUCCCUACCGUCCGUCAACAUAGCGGAAACUUCAAAGGCCCGUUUACCAGCGGCCGAUCUCCAUGGUCCCACGGAGAACAAUCAUUGCGCUUGGAUCAUCCAUUCCAGUGGCUCGACCGGGCUUCCCAAACCCAUCUACCAGACGCAUUCGAGUGCGCUGACCAACUUUGCCAAUAACUUUGGGCUCCGAGGCUACAUUACCUUGCCCCUGUUCCAUGGUCACGGUAUCAGCUGUCUGUUCCGAGCCAUACACUCCAACAAGUUGAUCUACAUGUAUAGCGCCAGCCUGCCACUGACCGCCUCGACGCUACUCAACACGCUGAAUGACCACCAGGAAAUCCAGAUCCUUUACGCCGUGCCCUAUGCGUUGAAGCUUCUUUCCGAGACCGACGAGGGCCUGAAACGCUUGGCCUGCCUGGAGCUGGUCAUGUUCGGCGGAUCGGCCUGUCCCAAACCGAUUGGCGACGCUCUCGUCCAGAAUGGGGUGCGUCUCGUCUCGCACUAUGGCACGACCGAGGUUGGUCAGCUCAUGACUUCAUUCCGGCCCCGGUCCGAUCUGGACUGGGACUACGUCAGAGCCGGUCCCAACUUGCUGCCAUAUCUUCGCUGGGAGGAGCAGUCGGGCAUGCCGGGGAUUUAUGAGCUCUGUGUCCUUGACGGGUGGCCUUCCAAGGUGGCCAGUAACCGACCAGACGGAUCAUAUGCCACCAAGGACUUGUUUCAGAAGCAUCCGACCACGCCAAAUGCAUGGCGAUACUAUGCACGGUCGGACGAUACCCUGGUGCUGGAAAAUGGGGAGAAAGCCAAUCCCUUGGUGAUCGAAGGGGUGGCGCGCAAGAACGCCAACGUCGCCGAGGCCGUUGCCUUUGGGAGCACCAAGCCUCGCGUCGGUCUCUUCGUGAUCCCGUCGGAAAAGUGCCGGUUCGAGACGGAUCAAGAGCUCAUCGAAGCCCUCUUCCCGGACAUCGAGGCCUGCAAUGCCCAGUUGCCCGCCUACGCCCAUGUGUCCAGGGACAUGGCCUUUGUCUUGCCCAAGGACACGGAGUACCGACGGACAGACAAGGGGACGCUGAUCCGGCAUGCCUUUUACAAAGACUUCGCCAACAAAAUCAACGAGGUCUAUGAUGAUCGAGCAGGAAAAGGCGAUCGACGGCUGGAGGGUGAAGAGCUGAUCCAGUUCCUCCGAGAGACUCUCAUAGAGAUUGUCCCGUUUCUGCACUCUUCCGACAUUGACAUUGGACCUACCAGCGAUCUCUUUAGCUUGGGCAUCGACAGCUUGCAUUCCAUGCGCCUUGGAACGGCCAUCAUGGAUACUCUGGAUCUGGGCGGCCAGAAGCUCGGCCAGAAUUUCGUGUUUGAACAUCCAUCCCUUCAGGCCAUGGCAGACGCAAUCACCAAUCUGCGCCGGGGAAAGGCAGCGAAAGAGCAAGUCUCGGCGGAAGAACGGAUGCAACGUCUGAUCGUCAAGUACGGCACGGGGUUCAAGACGCAUGUCCCUGUUCCACGGCGUGGAGACGACGAGGCUACCAUUGUGCUGACCGGCGCCACCGGAUCUUUGGGCGCCCACAUUGCGGUGCAACUGGCACAGCUGGACCAGGUCCGCAAGGUGUAUUGUCUUGUCAGAGCCAAGUCGUUGGCGUCGGCCCGUCGACGAGUUGCUCAGAGUCUCCGUCAGCGCAUGGUGUCUUUCAAUCUGUCUUCUGCGGCAGGAAGAAAGAUCGUUGCGCUGCCUUCGGACCUGUCCAAUUCCGUCAAUCUGGGGCUCGAGGAAGACACGUUUUCGCAGCUGAAGAAGUCGGUCACGGCCGUCAUCCAUUGUGCCUGGUCGGUCAAUUUUAACUGGUCUUUGGAGAGUUUCGAGAAGAGCUGUAUCGCCGCAACACGCAACUUGCUAGAUCUGUGCCUAAGUGUUGAAGGUCCGAACCCGGCUUCCUUUGCCUUCUGCUCCUCCGUCAGUACAGUCUCGCGGACUCCUGGAAAUUGGGCGCGUGAGGCCCUGCCCGAAUCUCUCAGCCACGCUCACAACAUCGGGUAUGCCCAGUCCAAACUGGUGACGGAGAAUAUUGUGGUUCGCGCCGCCCAGGAGACGGGCAUGGCGGCCCGGGUCUUAAGAUCGGGACAGAUCGUGGCAGAUACCACUCACGGGAUCUGGAACGCCAGCGAUGCCAUGCCAAUGAUUCUCCAGUGUGCAAAGACCAUCAAGGCGCUGCCUCGGCUAGACGACAUCCUAUCCUGGACACCGGUGGACGUGAUGGCCGCCAGCUUUGUCGAACUCAGUCUGGCUCCGGUGGUGGACUCUCCCGUCUUGAAUGUGACGAAUGCCACGCUGAACCACUGGACCCAAGACCUCCUCCCGCUCCUGCGUGAAGCGGGUCUGGAGUUCGAAGAGCUCCCCAAGCAGGCCUGGGUGCGCCGACUCCGCGAAUCCAACCAAGAUCCCGAGGCCAACCCGCCCGUCAAACUGUUGGAAUUCUUCACUCAGAAGUACGACCACGACCACCCAAGCCGCACUCUGCUCUACGAAACAAAGAGCGCCCGCACCGCCUCGCCCUCCCUCGCCAACGCACGAGGUCUGAACAGGGACUUCACGUCCAGGUUCGUCAAAUACUUCGUUUCACAGUGUUGGACCCAAGACCGAGAAUCAACUCUAUCGUCACUUCAAGUCAGAGCUCUUCCCCGCGAAGUCAUCUUCCUGGUCGGCGCCUGCAAAAGCACCGCUAUAGCGGCACAGGCGCUCUUUUCGCGACUGGACAUUCCCACCAUCGAAGGCGACGCUCUGUACUGCUCUGCCUCGGCGGACGACAAGCUCCCGCUGGAGGACUCGGAUCGCCGAGAAUGGCUCGCCCAUGUUCGGGGAGCAGUGAUGCAGCGAUUAUUAGAUUCACCCACGCCAGCGGUGGCUGUGACAUGCGAGGCGUUGCGCCUAGCUGACCGGGACGAACUGCGUCGGCUUGGACAAUGGCUACACGUUCCCGUCACCGUGACUUGGUUGUUGCUAGACAGUAACAAGCAGGAUAAAGCACUUUUGACUGGAGGGUUGGCGGUUGAUGAGAAUGAUGUUAUUGUGGUUGACUCUAAUCAGGAGAAGGAAAAGAUGGUGAAUAUUGUGGUGGAGACUGUACAGAGUCAGAUUUUAAAUGCUUAG
Messenger RNA from Capronia epimyces CBS 606.96, 3693 nucleotides. RefSeq lists its product as uncharacterized. Lineage: Eukaryota; Fungi; Ascomycota; Eurotiomycetes; Chaetothyriales; Herpotrichiellaceae. The record is from RefSeq and is a predicted model, not a curated record. Gene Ontology annotation, molecular function: phosphopantetheine binding. Bases 1 to 3693 code for a protein of 1230 amino acids. The transcript has 2 exons.